UCAGAGUGCGAGAAUCAAAACUCGGAAUAACGCGGUUAUUCUUCUUUGUCGAAAGUAAACAAAAUACACGGGGUUGGUGGUAAAAAUGCUUUCUUUUACGCAAUUUUGUACGAGAUUUUGUGGUCCUAUGUUGAAACAAAGUGCAGGGAGAUACACAACUAUUCUACAAGUGAGGUAUGCAAAAGCUAAGAUACUGCAAGACCUUCCUGAAAAGCCAAAGCGACCUCCAAGUACUUGGCUUUUAUUCCUCAAUGAACGCCGUAAUGAACUACGACAACAGCCAGAAUACGAUGAUUUGUCUCUAAUGCAAAUGACGUCGAAGAUAAGCGAAGAAUGGCGCAAUUUUGAUGAGUUAGACAAGGUACCAUACCGGGAAAAAUAUGACGAAUCGUUGGGCGAUUAUAGGCGACGAAUUCAGGAAUAUAACAGAAAUUUGACCUCGGAUGAUAAACGUAUCUUACGCAGUGUGAAGAAAGAUGGAAAACGAGAUAUACGUGCGUUUGAAAAAGAGUUUCCAAAGCCAAAAUAUCAUGGGAAUGGUUAUAUUUUGUUCGUAAAGUCUUGCCAUGAAGAAAAUCCGCGCAGAGAAGGUGAAGAUGCGAAGGACUGGAUUCGAGAGUGUGCCCAAAAAUGGAAAGAUCUUGACGGGGAAACAAAACUUAAGUUCAAUGAACAAGCAUCAAUUUUAUUGAGGCAAUACAGAGACGAGAUGAGAGAAUGGAAAGAUGAAUAUAAGGAGUGGAAAAAAAGGGGUGCGUCUCACAACUAAUGAAGGUUGAAAUCUUUCUAUCAAGAUUCUUCAUAUGUAAGGAAAUGACAUUUGUAAAUAUCAGUUUUGUUUUUGUCAGUUUUUUUUCACACUGAACAAGCAGUUACCAUAAGACAACAUAGGGGUGGGUGCCAAGAUAAAAGUAGAAUAACUGUGACCAUAAGUCAUAGCCCUCAAAGAUAUAUUUUUCUCUAUAUAUGUACAUCAAAAGUUCAGACUAAAAUAUUUGGUGAAAGUAUUUUUUGAAAGGAAUAUUUUAAGAGUUUUGAUUAUUAAAU
Dendronephthya gigantea is the source of this 1047-nucleotide messenger RNA. Its product is annotated as high mobility group B protein 6-like. The transcript is spliced from 2 exons. The record is from RefSeq and is a predicted model, not a curated record. NCBI's taxonomy places the organism in Eukaryota, Metazoa, Cnidaria, Anthozoa, Malacalcyonacea, Nephtheidae. Bases 86 to 769 code for a protein of 227 amino acids.